Molecule: messenger RNA, 1113 nt
Organism: Helianthus annuus (common sunflower)
Lineage: Eukaryota; Viridiplantae; Streptophyta; Magnoliopsida; Asterales; Asteraceae
Product: protein FAR1-RELATED SEQUENCE 5-like
Exons: 5
Coding region: 1-1113 (370 amino acids)
Biological process (GO): regulation of DNA-templated transcription
Source: RefSeq, a predicted model, not a curated record
AUGGCAUCAUCUGAUUCGUCUUCAGUAAACGCCCCAAUCAAUAUUAUUAGAAAUGAUCAACAUUGUCCAACACCAAUGCAAUCUGAUAAAGGGUUAAUUCCUAUACUUGAUUCAUCUUGUGCUGUUGCAGCUAUCGACCCCAUAUAUGACAUUGUGACAGAUGAUAAUUUUGAAAUCCCGUAUAACACACAGUCAUAUUCUGAUUCUGGUUCGUUUUCUUAUGUGUCAACUUCAUCAAAAACACCAAAACGGCUACAAUUCCUACAUAAAGAACAUAAAGUUUAUUCGUCCCCCGAUGGUACCAAAUUUUGGACUCCCGACGUUGACAUUCAAUACAUGCCAUCCAUUGGAAGUGUCUUCCAACACUGGGAUGAUGCUAUCAUGAUGUAUAAACAAUACGCUUCAAAGGGUACUACAGUGGAUUUUAAAAAUGUAAGUAGAGACUUUCGAUUAUUCAUUGGUGACCGCGAUGCAAACCUUUUUGUUGACACCUUACAAGCAAGAAGCCAAAACCGUCAAGAUUUCAUCUUUGAAUAUGUUGUUACAAACAACGAGCUUCGUUCCGCUUUCUGGGCUGACUUUGUAUCCUUACGUAAUUAUGAAGCUUUCGGAGAUGUGUGUGGAUUUGAUGCUACAUAUGAUAAAAACAAAUACAAGAUGAUUUUUGUUCCAUUUACUGGUGUUGAUCACCACAAAUGUUGUGUAAUUUUCGGUGCUGGAUUACUAUAUGAUGAAACAAUUGAAUCAUACAAUUGGGUGCUACAAAUGUUCCUUAAAACCCACAAAAAACAACCUUCACUUAUACUUACUGACCAGGAUGCUUCUAUGAAACAAGUUGUGUUAAAUGUAUUCACCGAAUCCACCCAUCGUUUAUGUAUGUGGCACAUAACGGAUAAACUGCCCGCUAAGAUAUCUGGUGAUAUACUUGCAAAUGGGAAUAUGAGAAAAUCAAUACACAAACUUGUUUGGAACUUGUUCAUAACAGUUGAAACAUUUGAAGCACAAUGGCAACUUUUAAUGAAGGAGUAUAAACUUGAAAAUCACAAAUGGUUGACCGAUAUGUAUAACAUUCGCACACGUUGGGCACCAUGUUAUUUCAGAGAGAUUCCGUAA